This is a messenger RNA of Candoia aspera, 1580 nucleotides long. RefSeq names its product Rab interacting lysosomal protein like 1 (gene RILPL1). The transcript has 7 exons. Gene Ontology annotation, cellular component: cytoplasm; ciliary basal body. Gene Ontology annotation, molecular function: protein dimerization activity; dynein light intermediate chain binding; small GTPase binding. The coding region runs from base 29 to 1270 and encodes 413 amino acids. Gene Ontology annotation, biological process: cilium assembly. The record is from RefSeq and is a predicted model, not a curated record. Lineage: Eukaryota; Metazoa; Chordata; Lepidosauria; Squamata; Candoiidae.
GGGAAGGGGGCGGCCGCGGGGCCCGCCUAUGAAGGACUCCCGGCCGGGCGGCUCGGCGAGACCCGCGGCGAUGGAGGGCGGCGGGCCGGGCGCGGCCUCGGCGCUGGAGAAGAGCGUGGCCGAGCUGACCGUGAUGGACGUGUACGACAUGGCCUCGCUGGUGGGCCAGGAGUUCGAGCGGCUGAUCGAGCAGCACGGCUGCGAGGCGGUCGGCCGCCUGCUGCCCCAGGUGGUGCGCGUGCUGGAGAUCCUGGAGGUGCUGGUCGGCCGCAGCCACGGCGGCCCCGAGGUGGAGGAGCUGCGCCUGGAGCUGGACCGCCUGCGCCUGGAGCGCGCCGACCGGCUGGAGAAGGAGCGGAAGCACCAGAAGGAGCUUGAGCUGGUGGAGGACGUUUGGCGAGGGGAGGCCCAAGAUCUUCUCACCCAGAUUGCCCAGUUGCAAGAGGAGAACAAGCAGCUGAUGACGAACCUCGCCAACAAAGAUGUGAAUUUCUCGGAGGAAGAAUUCCAGAAACACGAAGGAAUGUCAGAAAGAGAGAGGCAAGUGAUGAAAAAGCUGAAGGAAGUGGUAGAUAAGCAACGGGAUGAAAUCCGAGCGAAGGACAGGGAACUGGGGCUUAAAAACGAAGAUGUAGAAGCACUGCAGCAGCAGCAAAACAGGUUGAUGAAGAUAAACCACGACCUGCGUCACCGCGUUACCGUCGUGGAAGCUCAGGGGAAGGCGUUGAUUGAGCAGAAAGUCGAGCUGGAAGCCUAUUUGCAGACCAAAGAGCAGGAGAUGGCGGUGCUGAGAGCUGAGCUGGGAAAACUGAGGGAGAAACUGCAAGGGGGAUUGAGUCAAAAUGGAGGAGAAACACAGCCAGAAGAACCCAAUGCAGAGGAGAUCAUCUCCGAGUCGGAGAAGACCGCCAUGGAUCUGAAAGACCCCAAUCGGCCCCGAUUCACCUUGCAGGAGCUCCGAGAUGUUUUGCACGAGAGAAACGACCUGAAGUCCAAAGUUUUCCUGCUUCAGGAAGAGCUUCUGUAUUAUAAGAGUGACGAAUUGGAUGAAGAAAGACCGGCUCAAUCCCCGGCCAUCGUUAAUUCCAGACCUUUGACUCAGCAAGAAUCUGGCAUCAAACGGCUGUUUAGCUUCUUCUCCAGCGAUAAGAGACGGAUGCAGGUGACCCAGAGGAACACCUCCUUCCACGGAUCCUUUGGCGAGUGGGCCGACAGGAACAAAGGCAACGUCUACACCGAACAAGGUUUAGAAGCUCUGCAGCACCUGUGACCCGAACCCAGAACCGUUGCUUGCUCCGAUGAGCCGAACGCAGAAACGUGGAAACUCACAUGCGGCGGAGGGCGCCUGUCCACCAGUCCUCCUGGCCUUGUGCUGCUGCGUUGACUCGCGGGGGAUGCAUCGAAACAGAUUUGUGUGUGAGAUUCUUCCUGCAGGCAACGGAGUCACAAUCUGGAUCUGGGUAGCAAAUUGUGGUCCAUCCAGCCCAGCGCCGUGGAUUGCCCACCGGCCCUGAAGUAUUGACUUCUUCCGACUUGUGGGUCAACGUCACAUAACAAAUCUUUCCUUUAGUUCCCCUCCC